CUCUUCUCCACACUGCUCCUCGUGGAAUAAUGUCUUGGGGGUUUGAUUCUGUCAGAAACUUCCAACGUGUUCACUGACUGAUGAAUUGGAGGACACAGCUCACCUACAGGGAUACAGUCUGCGGUGAGGCAGAUGCAUCUGCAGAGGUCCGCAAUCGCUUUAACAUUCGCCCUGAGCGAGGGUGGUCACCGCUCUGAAACAUGUCUGGAGGCUUAGGUGUGAAAGUAGAGAGCUCCCCGUCCCAUGUGUGAACAGCCGGACACACACCCGGAGUCUGAACUCAUUGCUUUGACUGCCGAGCAGGCGUUUGGACACACAGCACAAGCCUUUGCCCUGUCUCAGAGAUCCCCCAUCCUCGGCAAAGGGGCAGUGAUCUGCUGAGGUGCAGUGUAACUAAUUCCCAAAUCCAAUGGCACAGAUGCAUUUUCGACUUUUCUCCUUUGCGCUGGUCCUGCUGAACUGUAUGGAUUACGGAUACUGUCAAAGUAAUCGAGGGAAACGCAACAAGCGAGCAAACUCUGGACCAUACCCAAUCUGUAAAGGCUGCCUGCUUUGCUCGAAGGAUAAUGGAUGUCUCAGCUGCCAGCAGAAGUUGUUCUUUUUCCUUCAGCGAGAAGGAAUGCGACAGUAUGGAGAGUGCUUGCAUUCUUGCCCAUCAGGAUAUUAUGGUCUACGUGCUCCUGAGAUGAACAGAUGUGCAAGAUGUAAAAUAGAGAAUUGUGAGAUGUGCUUCAGCAAAGACUUUUGUACAAAAUGCAAAGCUGGCUCUUACUUACACAAAGGCCGUUGCUUUGAAGAUUGCCCUGAAGGGUUUGUGCCAUUGGAAGAUAACAUGGAAUGUGUGGAUGGUUGUGAGGUAGGACAGUGGAGCAACUGGGGAACGUGCAUAAAGAACAACAAGACGUGUGGCUACAAGUGGGGACUUGAGACCAGAACACGGCAAAUCGUGAAAAAGCCAGCAAAAGACACAAUACCCUGCCCAACCGUUGCAGAAUCCAGGAGGUGCAAAAUGGCAAAAAGGCAUUGUCCAGGAGAGAAAAGCCAGAGAACAAAAGGCAAGGGUGGUAACAACAGAAAAAAGAAAAAGAAAAACCGAUCGAAGGCCCACAAACAACACAGUGUCCUGCAAGCUACAGAGAGCACUGACCAGUAAAAGGACAAACCCAUUUAUUAUGCAAAGUGCACAAUGCUGCUAUCCGCUCCUGCACACUCCGCACUGCAGUUGUGCUGCUUUGACAGUAUUGGUGGCAAAUAACUUGUGUGAGAAAGUCCACAAGUGUGUUUGUUUUAUUUAUACUUUUCAUUUGUUUUCCCUCCAUUGAUCCGAAUGGGAUGAGCAAACCUGGGCUCUGCCGCCGACGAGAGGAGGAAGUGUGCUGGUGUCUUUCACGAAGGCUUGUCACGAGGAUGGCCGAUGGGCUGCCAGCCAUUAAAAUAAUUAAACACUAAAACCAAUCUCUGCUUGAAUAGCUGCAAACAAAAUGGAAAACGGACAAGUGCUGUAUAUUUAUAUGAAAGAAGAGAUUGUAAAGCAGGAAGAGGACUGUUCAUUUAUGGCGUUUUUGUCUCCUUUAUUGUACAUUCCAACCCCCCUUAUAUAUUUGAAUACAUGCAUAGCUACAAUGUAUGUAAUCCUCAGCACAGAUUCUGUUGACAGUCGCUGAAAUAAAAUGCUUAAAGGCUGUAAUUGUAUAAAACAAGAAAUGACCAACAGCUCAUUGCUCGACUGGCAUGGCUGUCACCAUGUGUACACAGUGCUGAGAGUACCCAUAAUAAACGUAUUUACUGUACAUGUAAGCAUC
This is a messenger RNA of Callorhinchus milii (elephant shark), 1802 nucleotides long. RefSeq names its product R-spondin 2 (gene rspo2). The coding region runs from base 410 to 1153 and encodes 247 amino acids. The transcript has 6 exons. The record is from RefSeq and is a predicted model, not a curated record. NCBI's taxonomy places the organism in Eukaryota, Metazoa, Chordata, Chondrichthyes, Chimaeriformes, Callorhinchidae.